AUGCUCCGUCAAUCCCUCACCAACCUCACCCGCCCGGCCGUCUCCUCGUCGCGAGCAUUCUCCGUGUCCGCCCGUGUCAUGGCCGCAGGCGACACCGGUGCGCCCCCCAAGGGUCUGGGCCAGGCUGAUGCCUUCCAGAAGCGCGAGAAGGCCAACGAGGACUACGCAAUCCGCCAGCGCGAGAAGGAGAAGCUCCUGGAGCUCAAGAAGAAGCUGGCUGAGCAGCAGGCUCACCUGAAGCAGCUCGAGGCCCACAUUAACGAGAUCACUAAGGACCAGGGCGGCGAGCACAACUAA
Cryphonectria parasitica EP155 is the source of this 297-nucleotide messenger RNA. RefSeq lists its product as uncharacterized. Gene Ontology annotation, cellular component: mitochondrion. The coding region runs from base 1 to 297 and encodes 98 amino acids. The transcript has 3 exons. Gene Ontology annotation, biological process: negative regulation of ATP-dependent activity. NCBI's taxonomy places the organism in Eukaryota, Fungi, Ascomycota, Sordariomycetes, Diaporthales, Cryphonectriaceae. Gene Ontology annotation, molecular function: ATPase inhibitor activity. The record is from RefSeq and is a predicted model, not a curated record.